UCACCUCAGUUACUCCCCAGCCCGCCGCCUGUCCUUCGCCCUCGCCCUCGCCCUCGCCCUAGCGCCACCGCUGCGCCGCCCUCUAGCGCCCGCCGUGCCGUUCCUGCUGGAGUCCCGCUGCGCCGCUCCCUAGCGCUGUGCGCCAUCGUCCACUCAUCGCAUACGCAGCGCGUUGCCUGUCCAUGCCCUCGCCCUAGCGCCGGUGCUGCACCACCGCCUAUCGCCUACCGCUCCCAAACGAGCACACUGCUCUCGGACAAGAGCACAGGUGCCGUGGUCUUCCUCGUCGCCUGCAACUUUCUGGAACCUCUGAAGCUGUCCCAGGCUUCACUUGGUCUAUCCGGGGAUUGUUAAACAAUUAACAGUUCUGUAGCCUUAUAAGAAUUGAAAAAAGGUUGUAUCAGUUUAUCUUGACUCAGGAGCUUUAUUAAUUGAUAAUUUGAAAUCAUUGACAUAUGGAGUCCCAGAAGUGUUUUCUGAUAACUUACUCCCAGGAGAUUGUAGAUGGAGUGCCUCUGUAUGUUUCAUCAAACUGCCUGCCUGUAAAAGCUUUGAAAUAUGAACCUGCUGGUCAUUCAUUCCAUGCUGCGGCAAUGAAGCUUCUUGGUCUUGCGGAGCAUGAAGACAUAGAAACUGAUGAUCGCAGCGUUUCAUCGGAUGACAAAAGCCAAGAUUUUAACGCUGGUUCUCAUACCUUUAGCAGCAAAGGGAAGAAGAAGUCAUCUGGCAGUCAACAGCAGGAUCACUAUGCGUUGCUUGGGUUGGGACACUUGAGGUUCUUGGCCACUGAAGAUCAGAUUCGGAAAAGUUACCGUGACAUGGCUCUCAAACAUCAUCCAGAUAAGCAGGCUGCCCUGAUUCUCGCAGAGACAACAGAGGAGGCAAAACAAGCAAAAAAGGAUGAGAUAGAGAGCCAUUUCAAGGCCAUUCAGGAGGCCUAUGAAAUCCUCAUAGACCCUACAAAGAGGAGGAUUUAUGACUCUACAGAUGAGUUUGAUGAUGAUGUCCCGACAGACUGUGCCCCACAAGACUUCUUCAAGGUAUUUGGCCCAGCCUUCAUGAGAAAUGGACGCUGGUCUGUUACCCAGCCGAUUCCUUCUCUUGGACAUGACACUACUCCUGUAGAGGAGGUUGAUAAGUUCUACAAUUUCUGGUACAACUUCAAGAGUUGGAGGGAAUUUCCAGAUGAUGAUGAGUAUGAUUUGGAGCAAGCUGAAUCUCGUGAACAUAAGAGAUGGAUGGAGAGGCAGAAUGCAAAGCUACAAGAGAAGGCCAAAAAGGCGGAAUAUGCGCGAGUACGCACACUUGUAGACAAUGCUUAUAAGAAAGACCCAAGGAUCCAAAGGAGGAAAGAGGAGGAGAAAGCUGAGAAACAGAGAAGAAAGGAGGCGAAAUAUUUGGCAAAGAAAUUACAAGAAGAGGAAGCAGCAAGAGCUGGUGAAGUGGAAAGGAUAAGGAAAGAAGAAGAGUCUAAGAAAGCUGCAGAAGCUGCCCUACAUCAGAAGAAGCUAAAGGAGAAAGAGAAGAAGCUGCUCCGCAAAGAGAAAACUCGUUUGCGCAUUCUUGCAGCACCUGUGGUUGCAGAUAGCCACUUUGGUCUAUCAGAGGCAAAUGUUGAAUCAACAUGUGCUUCACUUGAUAUGGAACAGCUGAAGAAGCUGUGUGAUGGAAUGGAUGGUAAGGAUGCAGCUGAAAAGGCCAGGUUGCUAAGCAAUGCACUUCGCAAUGAAAGUUCCUCAAAGGAAGCAAAGAAAAUUGAAGCAAAUGGUGUGGAGCGUUCUGCUCCAAAAUCCAACUCUACAGGAGGUAGAGUGACAGAAGGCAGUAGCAGCAUAUUGAACAGCUAUGAAAAAAAAGAGAGACCAUGGGGAAAGGAAGAGAUUGAGAUGCUUAGGAAAGCAAUCCAAAAGUAUCCUAAGGGAACUUCGAGGAGAUGGGAGGUUGUUUCUGAAUUUAUUGGGACUAGCAGAUCGGUUGAGGAAAUUCUCAAGGCCACGAAGACUGUUCUUCUGCAAAAGCCAGACUCAUCGAAAGCUUUCGACUCUUUCCUUGAGAAGCGCAAACCGACCCAAUCUAUUGCUUCGCCUCUUUCGACCCGAGAUGAAAUUAGUUCCUCAACUGAGGGAGCUGAGACUGCAUUGUCAAAGGCUGCGGCACAACCUGCAAGUACCCAGACAGCCAAUGGGAAAGCUGUUGCUGAUCCUGUUCCGGAUGGAGCACCAUCCGUGUCAGAUCCAGAUGCCUGGACAGAGGCACAGGUCCUAGCUCUACUCCAAGCUUUGAAGGCUUUUCCCAAGGAUGCAAGCCAAAGAUGGGAGCGUGUGGCUGCUGCUGUCCCAGGUAAAACUGUCGUCCAGUGCAAGAAAAAGGUUGCAGCAAGGAGAGAGAAUUUUCGGAGCAAGAAAAGUGGCGAGUAGACUGAGCCACUGAGGCAUUGCCUCACUGGAAGUACAUUUUGCAAGAGAGUCUCUGGAUGGCAAUAUUUGUAGAAUGGAUUCAGCAUCUUAGCUCAGUAUUGCUUGGCGAACCUCUCAUGCCACCAGUGAUGAGGAUAAUUUUGUUAUGGAGCUGUGAGAACUCAUUUAUUGUGCUAGGCCACCAGGGUUGUUUUACUUUGGUCAGCCUUAGGAGGAUGCCAUUGAAGCUCACCUACUGUUGAUGUUGAUGGACUGAUGAUUGGCCUUUUGAAGCAGUGGUUCGUGUGGGAUUUUGUUCCGGCUGGCUCCUGGGUUGUCUGCAUUGCUGGAAGCCAUUGAUACCUUGCAUUAGUGUACUGGUUCGGUAAAAAUGUGGAGAACCAUAUAUGUUUUUAUUCAUUAAUAUAGUAACUAUAAGAUAGGCAUAUCUGUUACAUCGCAAGACCUGUUAUCGAAUCGAGCAUUAUUUUUCCUGGCCCCACGUUGUGGUGGCUAGCUAUGUUUAGCAUUUUCAAUGCUACUACUUUAUCCAUAGAAAGAGUUGCCGUCGGGCUCAUGCUGGUCAAA
Molecule: messenger RNA, 2984 nt
Organism: Sorghum bicolor (sorghum)
Lineage: Eukaryota; Viridiplantae; Streptophyta; Magnoliopsida; Poales; Poaceae
Product: dnaJ homolog subfamily C member 2-like
Exons: 3
Coding region: 456-2417 (653 amino acids)
Biological process (GO): regulation of translational fidelity; 'de novo' cotranslational protein folding
Cellular component (GO): cytosol
Molecular function (GO): ribosome binding; Hsp70 protein binding
Source: RefSeq, a predicted model, not a curated record